Messenger RNA from Chrysoperla carnea, 2378 nucleotides. RefSeq names its product dynein regulatory complex subunit 6-like. The transcript is spliced from 7 exons. Lineage: Eukaryota; Metazoa; Arthropoda; Insecta; Neuroptera; Chrysopidae. Gene Ontology annotation, cellular component: SCF ubiquitin ligase complex. Bases 378 to 2309 code for a protein of 643 amino acids. The record is from RefSeq and is a predicted model, not a curated record. Gene Ontology annotation, molecular function: RNA binding; protein binding. Gene Ontology annotation, biological process: SCF-dependent proteasomal ubiquitin-dependent protein catabolic process.
GUGCAAAUUGUUUGUUCAUAAUGUGUUGAUUCAAAUUUUUAGUAUAAAUUUUAAAAUUUUGCUGAUUUUCAAUCUUUUAUCCUGUUUCUGUACCAGUGGACCGAAUGAACGUUAGAUAAUCGGAGGAAUAAACAAACAACAAUUUAAUUCCAGUAGUUGAUGAAUUUACAUGUGUCAUUUAAUGAUUGAAAGCAGUAGUAGUUAUUAGUUUCAAAUGUUAUUUGUUAAAUUAUUGCUGUUUAAUUCCUAGUGAUCGACUGACAUAAAAAAAUUAGGUCUCCUUUUUUGUUAAGUUACACGUAUUGAAAAGGUUAAUAGUUGAAGUAUGUUAUAAAUUUCUCCGAAUAGUAUUUCUACUGGAAUAGAAAUUGAGAAAAAUGUUCGACGAAUUUAAUUAUGAAUUAAUCAGAGAGUAUCAUGAAUUAAAUGGCAAUUCAGAAUUAGAAUUGACUACAGAAUUAAGAGACACAGAAUCACAAACACAUACUGAAGAUGGUGUACCGAUACGAAAAUUGUAUGCGGGAAAUUUACCAAAACAUGCAAAUCCGCGUGAAGUUAAAAAACUUUUUGAAAAAUAUGGAGAAGUGGAAGAUAUUAUAUUAAGAAAACCCCAAAAUCCUUCAAAAUUUGCGUAUGCCUUUGUUACAUUUUCAGACACAAAUGAUGCCGUUAGAGUAUUAAAUGACAAAGACCGUAUAAUAUUUUCAUUUAGAAAACUUCGAAUAUCUCCCGCAGAUUCAUGGCAUCAACCAGAUUUUGCUCAGGAAACAAACAAAGACCCACAAGAAACUGAAGAAUCAUCCACCAAAACAGAAAAACCAGAAGCACAUGUAUUUUCAGAAACAGAUCCAACGCUGGAUUGUUUAAACGAUGAUUGUAUGCUAUAUAUUUUAAAUAUGCUUCCUUUAAAGGAUCGCAUUGUCGUAGAGCGAGUUAGUAAACGUUGGCGAACAUUGUGCCACGUAUUAUGGAAUCAACAACGAGUAUUAUGCGUGAAUACCGAUUCAUGGAGUUCAUGGCAUAUAAAUUUUACAACACAACGUUUACGAAGUGUUCUUCUACGAUGUGGACAUUCUUUAAAAACAUUAGAUAUAUCAGAGAAGACAUCGAAACUUAAUACACGCACCUUACAAAUUAUUGGAAAAUAUUGUCCAAAUAUUGAAAACUUAAAUAUAUCUGGUUUAACAGUAUCUUGUCAUGCAACAAAGUCUUUAGCAUCGUGCUGUACUAAUCUUCGUGAAAUAUCUAUGGAACAUUGUCCCGGUAUCACAGACUAUGAAUUAAAGCCUAUAAUUAUAGCCAACGAAAAUAUAGAAGUAUUAAAUUUAUCAAGAAAUUCAAAAUUAACUGGAUCAUGCUUCGAUUACUUAAAGUCAUCUGUAAAACAUAUAAAUGUUAUGAAUUGUACAUCGUUAGAAGGUGAACGUUUUGCGAAAAAUUUAAAAAGAUUCCAUAAUUUAUUACAAUUGAAUUUAGAUAGUUGUGUGACAUUACGAAAUUACACAAUAAAAAAUAUCGUUGACAGUGUUCCACAAUUACAACAUUUAUCGUUAUCAAAUGAUAUGCCAUUAGUGGAUUCACAAGGCACAAGUUUUUUAAAUAAAUUGGAAAAUUUAGUCAGUUUAAAUUUGAGUUUAAGUUGUUCCGUGAAUGACAAUACAUUAACAUUAAUAUCAAAGAGUUGUUUAAAAUUAGAAAUGUUGGAUCUAACAUGCUGUCGAGAAGAUACUGCUACUGUUAAAAGUGUAAUCACAAAUAGUGGUAUUGGAGCGUUAGCAAAUUUACCAAAUCUAAAAACAUUAUUCAUAAGCUAUUUGAACUUUAGCUCGGAUGGUUUAGUAUCAUUAUCAGCUUCUAGAAAAUUAACGAAAUUACAAUGCCGUGGAUGUCCAUGGAUUUCAGAUGUAGGAGCUAUUUCAAUAAUUGAUUAUUGUGAAGAUUUAACCGAUUUUGAUGUUAGCGGAUGUGAUUUAAUUACACAACGUACAGUCGAUUGUGCGAAAAAUGCAAUGGAAACAACACGCAAAGGAAAUUUGCCCUUAUGUCUAUAUGUUGGUGGUACACAUGUUCUUCCAGAUCAAAUACCAAAAUCACUGCCUCCAUUACUUAAAGUGUCUUUAAUAGAUUUAAGUGUAAAACAUUUACGUCCAGACUUUAGUGAUGAAUUAUUUAGUAAUAGCGAUGUGUUGCUGGAUGAAUCCUGGCCUAGUGAUGAUGAAUCAGAAUGGGGUUUUGAAAACGAGUAUGAUGAAGACGAUGACGAUGACGAUGAUGAUCUGGAAGACGAUGAUUUAUGGCCAGUGUUUUGAAUAUUGUUUUCAAUUCCACAAAUUAUGUAUUUGAUUUUUAAAAUAUUAUUUUUUCUUAAUUUUUUUGUA